This is a messenger RNA of Aspergillus fumigatus Af293, 1347 nucleotides long. Its product is annotated as putative cellular morphogenesis protein (Bud22). Gene Ontology annotation, cellular component: nucleus; 90S preribosome. Gene Ontology annotation, biological process: maturation of SSU-rRNA. The record is from RefSeq and is a predicted model, not a curated record. Lineage: Eukaryota; Fungi; Ascomycota; Eurotiomycetes; Eurotiales; Aspergillaceae.
AUGCCAAAGCGCAAAUUCUCCGACCUCAACGACCGACCCUCCGGGGCCGUCGACAUCAAACUCGCGCGCCUAACCGCCAAAUUCGAAAACGGCGUGACCGCCUUAUCGCGAGCCCUCAAGACCGCCCGGGCGUUUGAGCGCCAGAAACUUGGCCGGCGAGAGAAGACCGCCAAGAGCGAGAACAAGCCUGAGGCGCUGGCGAGGAUCGAAGAGGAGAUUAGGGUGAUUAAGAGUCUUAAUUUCCAGGCGACGGCGGAGAAAUACCUCUUCAAGCAGCUUGUCAAGACGAAGCGGAUUGCCGAGUCGCCUGUCUUUCUGAAGUUCAAGGAGCGGAAGAAUAUCUCUACGGAGGGGCCGCGCAGCACGGCUGAGGCGAAUGUCACGGCGAGGCUUUACAAAUCGAAUCCGGUGAAGAAUGUCUUUCCGGGAAUUAUGGAUGGGAUCCGGCAAUUACUUGGGUUGGAGGCUGCGGCUGCAGGGAAGAAGAAUGUGUCAGAACAGAAGAAGGGGUCCACAGACCAACGGAAGAGUGAAAGCAAAGAGCCAUCGUUAGAUGGAGGAUCAGAGCUGGAGGAGGAAUCUGACGCAGACAGCCGAAAGACUGCGUCCAAGGCCGCUGCGAGGUCCGCGAAGGUAGCUUCCGAGGAAGCAGACAGGGAAGAAGGAAGCGAUGUCGACAUGGACGACGCCGAGAGCGUAGACUACUCGCACUUUGACGCACGGCUGGCCUCAGACUCCGGUUCCCACAGCGAUGGCGAAAGCGACGCCGAAGAAGCCUCAGACUCCGACAACUCCAACAUCUCCCGCUCUAUCUCCCGAUCUCCCUCCCCCGAAAAACCCACGAAAAAGUCCAAAAAAGCCACCUCCACCCCAGCAACAAGCACAACCUUCCUCCCCUCUCUGACAAUGGGAGGGUACUUCUCCGGCUCCGAGUCCGAGCCCGAAGACCUCGAAGGUACAGCGGGCCCGCCGCGCCGGAAAAACAGAAUGGGCCAGCAAGCGCGCCGUGCCCUCUGGGAGAAGAAGUACGGGAGUGGAGCGAACCACAUCAAGAAGCAAAAGGAGAAUGAAUGGAAGAACAGGGAUAGUGGCUGGGAUGCGCGCCGGGGCGCUACGGAUGGCACUGAAGGGCCGAGAGGGAAGCGUGGGCUGGGCCAGGGACGACCCUGGCAAAGAAAUAACAAUUCCACUGGUGGUGACCGGCCGCAGCGUGGUCCUCCAGGCGGCUCCAACAAGAAGAAUGUCAAGGAUGAUAAGCCGCUGCAUCCUUCUUGGGAGGCGGCCAGGAAGGCCAAGGAGCAGAAGUCGAUGGCGGCGUUCCAGGGAAAGAAGGUCACGUUCGAUUAG